AUGCCAUACCCCGACUCUGCAAGCCUGAGCUGCUGCAGAACAUCAUCGACGUCCACAAACCGUCGUCGUCGCCCUAUUUCACCGUCGUCCUCCGUCUUGACCCUCUUGGCUGCCGUUGCCGCCGACUCUUGUGUCAACGCUGCUCCUACUCCCUUUCCUCUCCCUUUCCUCUAUCCCCCAUCUCCCUCGCUACGAAAAGACCACGAGUUGGCAUCCAACCACAAAAAGAAGAAGAAACGCCGUAGUCGCACGAAUUUCCCUGACAAGUAUGUCAAGGGUGACGACGGUCGCUGGCGGAAGACUGAUACAUUCAUUUUCAACGGUUACGCUUUUGGGAACCAGACAGAGGGCUGCGGUUCUAGAACCGCCAUCGACGACGCCGCUACUUCACCUUCAGCCACGAUAUCCUCCGUGACGAUGGACCCCAGUCCCACAUGCGUCAAUGGCACUAGUUUUAUGGAGUGUCUUCCCAAUGGCUGGAAACCCAAGGAUCAUAAUGACAGAACAAGUCUGAUUGUCACUAUAUCCCUCGUCCUCGCCUUCUUCAUCUGUUUUUUCAUCAUUGGGUGCCUUUUAUGGAGAAAGAGCAUGCGGAGAAUGAGAGAUAUAGAACAGAGACGACAUAGGCGGCGGAAGAAGAAGGCUACACGACAAGCAGGAGAAGAAGAGGAAGAAGAAGCACGUUCUAUGUUGGAGAAGGAGAUCAAGACAAAGAAGAAGAUAUGGGCGAAUGCGACUGCAAGAUGGAAAACAAACGCGCAUUACAUGGGUUGGAGGAGGCGCGGUAAACGGACCUACAUUGAUUUCUCGUCACCACAAACUAUUACACCAUCGCGGCCAGCCUCUACGACACAUUCCCGUCCGACUUCUCCUCAAGUGUCGAGAGUGUCGACACCAGAACCUUCACGGCCGUCCUCGAGACGGCCAUCUGUAUCGGAACCAGAACCUUCCUCCUCCUCCCGAUCACCACCUUCACCACCUCCACCACCCAACUCUCCGUCUACGUCACCUCCUGCAUAUCAACACCCUAGAUCAAACACUCAUGCACCUGAUUACUCGCCGCCGCAACAACAAGCAACAACUUCAACAACAAAAGCAUGGACACCGCUUGAGAGCAUCAGUGGCUCGUCGCGGUCGAUCUGUGUUACGACCACGACCACGACAGAAGCUGAUAGCGAGAUUCCUUACACAUCGACUACCGAUUCGGGGCACGUAGCCACGGAUGAUAAGGCGUUCCUUGAGAGGCUUACAUACCAAGCUAGUGCACCACCUGGAGAAGAAGAAUCAAGCAGUAGUGCCGAUCAGAUCUUUGUUCCGGUUUGGAGGGACGAAGAAAUAUCUGAUUUUGUACAUGAAGAGGACGAGGGGAUGUCAACUCCAAAUGGCUUGUUUCCACCACCUCCAAUGCCUUCGCCAUCAGAAAAGGGCAAGAUGGCGAUUUACUACGAUUACACGUUUGAAGAAGAAGGUGAUGGAGGAGAAGGCAGUGCGCCUCCGUUUGAAGAGACGGAACCGAUAGCUAGUGCACCCCCCGAAGAGGACGAACUGGAGUAUGUGGAUGAACCUUCGGUUGGGACUAGCGCUACGGGAGGUACAUUGGAAAGCUCAGGGUCACAUCCAGAGCGAAGAGAUUCGUCGUUACAACAACUUGGAUUGGACUUUGAGAAUGGAAGCUCGCUACCGCACGACUUGCCAGUGUAUCGACCGUGA
This is a messenger RNA of Marasmius oreades (fairy-ring Marasmius), 1710 nucleotides long. RefSeq lists its product as uncharacterized. The transcript has 2 exons. The record is from RefSeq and is a predicted model, not a curated record. Bases 1 to 1710 code for a protein of 569 amino acids. NCBI's taxonomy places the organism in Eukaryota, Fungi, Basidiomycota, Agaricomycetes, Agaricales, Marasmiaceae.